GCUACGCACAGUCGACUAAGGCCUACCUGCAUGAGUUAACCAUCUUGCGACGAAAUGUCAGAAAAGGCACCAGAGUGAAUAAAAACAGUAUAGAAAGGAGAAAAUAGAUAAACAAAAGGCAAACGGAUGAAUUGAGUUGGAUAGUUUUUGAAAGUGUAUUGAAAUUUACAGAGAAAUCGUUAGAAUUUCUAAAAGGAAUUUAUUGCCGCUGAUAGCCAAAUAACUGCUGGAUCCUGAGAGACCUGAAAAAAAGAAAAAUAUUGUAAAAUUAAUAAAGAAACUGUAAAAUGUAAGUAGAACCUGAAAAGAAAAGAAAUGAGAUUAAUUAAAUACAUAAAAUUUCAGUUUCAAGCUGCGAAACAAGAAAAUUGCUGCUUUGAAAAUUAGUUUGUUGUGACGACCCCGAACAAACUUGAAAAUUUUACAAUGGCAGAAUUGACCCUUUCACCCGAAGCUGCCGAAAAGACGGGUUACAAUUGUGCCGCUUGUGAGCGACCGGAUCACGCAGAGAAGGAUAUGGUGUUUUGUGACCAAUGUCAAAACUGGUAUCAUUUUGGAUGUGCCGGUGUAACGAAUGCGGUAAAGGACGAUUCAUCGUGGAUAUGCGGCAAGUGCAUGAAAAAUGCCGCUGGUAGUUCCGUGACGUCAGAGUUGGAGCAAGAAUUGAAAAGGCUCGAGGAAGAAAAAAGAGUCCAACAGCUAGCUAUGGAGAAGGAAAGAGUCCUGCAUAAACGGCGCCUGGAGCUGCAGCAGGAAAUGUUUCUGAUGCGAAAAAAACUGGAACAGGAGAAACGCGAAAUGGAGUUAGCCUUCGAAAAAGAGCAGUUGGAGAAGGAAAUCGCUGAGGAAGAAUCGUUCCAGAAGAAAAGUGAGCAGAUGAGAAAGGAGAUGCACGGUAAAUUGAAUAAGCUUAGACAGCAACGGAGCAAGGAUUUCGAUAGUGGUGUGAAAGAAAAAACGGAAGAAGCUGAAGGUUGUGAAGAUGAUUGCUCGAGUGACAAAGAAAAGCCGAAGCAGUCGGGACUGGAGAAAACAAAGCCAGGAAAAGCAGAAACCGAAAAAAAAAGGUCGGAAAAAGGCAAACCUGGGAAAAUGGAUCUGGUCGAGACUGGCAACGGAGAUUUUCGAGGAGCAUAUCAAAAAUACUCCACUCCAAAAACAUGUUUAGUUCCGUUGGUCACAUCGCCAUCAUUGGAGGAAAUUCCGCCUGUCGACGCGGAAUCCGUAAAAGGUGAUACACAGGAAAAGAUCGAAAGUAAGAAGAACGACGCGGUUUCAAAUGACGUGCGAGAAGCAAAUGAGGACGAUAGUGAAUCCAGCGAAUCAAAUGAGGAUCACGAAUCGGUGACAGUACAAGCUGGUCAAAACAAGCAACAAAGAUGUCGUCGAGGACCUACCAAAGCUCAGCUGUCCGCCAGGCAGUUCCUGUCGAAGAAGUUGCCGGUAUUUUCCGGAAAGUUAGAGGACUGGCCGAUGUUCAUCUGCAGCUACGAAACAUCUAGCGAGGCUUGUGGGUUUUCGAAUGUCGAGAACCUGGCUCGACUACAAGAGUGCUUGAAGGGCCAAGCAUUGGAAGCAGUUCGUAGUAGGCUCCUACUUCCAGACGCAGUUCCACAGAUCAUUGAGACUCUCCGGAUGUUGUACGGUCGCCCGGAGCACCUUCUAAAUAUGCUAUUGGUGAAGGUGAGAAAGGCUCUCCCACCGAGAGCAGAUCGUUUGAUAACGUUCAUCAAUUUCGGGAUGAUUGUCCAGCAGCUUGCAGAUCACCUGGAAGCAACGAAGCUUACUUCUCAUCUUCUGAAUCCCAUGCUGAUUCAGGAGAUUACCGAAAAGUUGCCCGCAAGUACACAACUUGAGUGGGUGCGGUAUAGAAGGAGAGACCGUGUAGUCACGAUUCGAACUUUAGCCAACUUUCUGUCCGAAAUCGUGAAAGACGCCAGCGAGGUGACGUCAUACUGUGAAGCACCUGUAGUUGUAGACCACGCCAAUCGAAAGUCCAGAGGAAAGGAUAAAGAGCACGAAGGUUUCCUCCAUGCCCACUGUGGACAAGAAAACGCCAACAAAACUCAGGCGCCGAGGGUGAGAAAGCCAUGUAUGAUUUGCGACCGUACUGAUCACCGGGUAAGAAAUUGUGUAGCCUUCCGGAACCUCUCCGUACCACAUCGUUUGGAAGCGGUGCGUAAAUGGAAGUUGUGCUCGAUGUGUCUCAAUGAGCAUGGAAAUGCCCGCUGUAAGCUGAAUUUCCGCUGUAAUGUCGGGACCUGUAGAGAGCCUCACCAUCCUUUACUCCACGCGGCAGGCCCGGAAUCGGGAUCGAACUGCAACUUUCAUUCGUUUCAACGCAAGCAAUCGGUGAUUUUUCGAAUGAUUCCGGUCACAUUGCACUGGGGAAAUCAUACAGUGAACACAGUGGCUUUCCUGGACGAGGGGUCGUCCUACACAUUGGUGGAGAAGUCGGUGGCUAGCGCUCUUAGGACGAAUGGUGUAACGCAACCACUUCGUGUGACGUGGACGGCUGGAAUGUCCCGAUUGGAAAGGAACUCGCAGAAAGUAGAACUGUAUAUUUCGGCUCGAGGUUCAAGUCGCCGGUUCCACAUAAAAGCAGCUCAUACCGUGGAUAACUUGAGGCUUCCCCAGUCGACGCUAGCCCUGACGGAAGUAGUCAAGCAGUAUCCCCAUCUUCAAGAUCUAUCCGUGGUGGAUUUCCAACAUACUGUUCCGCAAAUUCUGAUCGGACUGAAAGACGUUCACUUGUGUGCACCGUUAGAAUCACGAAUCGGGAAAGCGGAAGAGCCAAUCGCUGUGCGGUCCAAGCUUGGUUGGACCAUAUUCGGACCUGUAAGCGGUGGUGUUGAGUCGAGCAUCGUUGGUCAUCAUGCGUGCAGCAGUGUUUCGAACGAGGACCUCCACGAUCUGUUGAAGAGCCACUACACGCUAGAAGAGUCUGGCAUUUCGGUUGCGCUGCUACCGGAAAGCGAAGAGGAUAGGAGAGCGAAAGAUAUCCUGACGCAAACGACGGUAAGAGUAGGUGAUCGUUUUGAGACGGGGUUAUUAUGGAGAUAUGAUAGUCCGUGCUUCCCCGACAGCUAUCCUAUGGCUGUGAAAAGGCUCAAGAGUUUAGAGAGACGUUUAUUGAAGGACAAUGAACUGUACGAUAAAGUACGGUGCAUGGUCUCGGAGUACCUAACCAAGGGCUAUGCGCACAAAGCUUCAGAGUUGGAGCUAGCAGACACCAACCAGAGUAAGGUGUGGUAUUUGCCAUUGAACGUGGUUAUUAAUCCGAAGAAACCGGGUAAAGUCCGCCUUGUUUGGGACGCAGCUGCGGCUGUAGCUGGGGUGUCCCUGAAUUCAAAACUCUUGAAGGGUCCCGAUAUGCUGACUGCUCUCCCAGCAGUUAUUUGCAAGUUUCGAGAGAAAAAAGUGGGUUUUGGUGCAGACAUCAAAGAGAUGUAUCAUCAGUUGAAAAUUCGAAAAGAAGAUAAGCAAGCGCAGAGGUUCCUGUUCUGAGAGAAUCCAGCCAGC
Messenger RNA from Toxorhynchites rutilus septentrionalis, 3522 nucleotides. RefSeq lists its product as uncharacterized. The transcript is spliced from 2 exons. The coding region runs from base 427 to 3507 and encodes 1026 amino acids. NCBI's taxonomy places the organism in Eukaryota, Metazoa, Arthropoda, Insecta, Diptera, Culicidae. The record is from RefSeq and is a predicted model, not a curated record.